AUGCGUCAUCGAGUCGCGCCUCUGCUCGGGGCGGCGUCUCUGCUCGCUGUCCAGCUCGUCGCCGCCGAUCCAUACACUCCCAAACACGAGCCGGGGAGAUGCGCAUUCAGGGGCCAGUGCGGCAAGCAGAGCUUCUUCGGCAAGGAGCUGCCGUGCGUCGACAAUGGCGCCGCGACGGACCCAGACGCGGAGCUCCGGAAGGAGAUCGUCGACCUCUGCGGUAGCGAAUGGAGCGAAGGCCCGGUCUGCUGCACCAUCGAGCAGGUCAAGGCGCUCAAGUCCGAGAUGGGAACGCCAAACACCCUCAUCGGCUCGUGUCCAGCGUGCAAGCACAACUUCUUCAACCUCUUUUGCAAGUUCACCUGCUCUCCCGACCAAUCAGUCUUCAUAAAUAUCACCGAUGCCGCGUCCAAGAACGGAAAGCAGCUCGUCACGGAGCUUGACCAGCUCAUAUCCGAAGAGUACGGCACUGGCCUUUACAACAGCUGCAAGGAGGUCAAAUUCGGCGGCGCCAACAGUCGGGCCAUGGACUUGAUUGGCGGUGGUGCCAAAAACUACCACGAGAUGCUCAAGUUCCUGGGCGACAAGAAGCCUCUCGUUGGAUCGCCCUUCCAAAUCAACUUCCCCAACUCGACAAGCGACUCAAAAAUGGGUCCCUUGGAUAUGAAGCCGAAACAGUGCAAUGACGAGGACCCCGACUACCGCUGCGUCUGCGUCGACUGCCCCGAAGUCUGCCCCAAACUGCCGGCUGUGAAGCGCUCAGGCUCCUGCCGGGUGGGCGUACUACCAUGCCUGUCGUUUGCCUCCAUCUUCACCUAUGGCAUCCUGCUGCUUGCUUUCGCGGCGUUUGUCUUCGGACACGUCGCAUGGAGGAGAUAUGCGCAACAUCGUGUCGAGCGCACGAGGCUCCUCCACGAGUCAUCGCUGAGCGAUGACGAGGACGAGGGCGGUCCGGUUCUGACAGAGGCGAUGCGCGACCGUCCCACAAAGCGGUACUGGCUCAACGACCGGUGCGACAAGAUAUUUUACCAGCUUGGCCACGCCGCGGCGCGCUUCCCUGGCCUUACCAUCCUGGCAAGCUUCGUGGUGGUAGCCGUACUCAGCGCUGGAUGGUUCAGGUUCGACCUGGAAAAGGAACCAGCCCGCCUCUGGGUCAGCCCGACAUCUGCCGCUGCCCAAGAGAAGCACUACUUUGACUCGAACUUUGGGCCCUUCUACCGCGCUGAGAAAAUAUUCCUCGUCAACGACACUACGGCCGCCGGCCCCAGCCCUGUUCUGAGCUAUGACACGCUGAAAUGGUGGGCGGACGUUGAGAAGACCAUUGAGAGGAUCCAGAGUCCGACUUUCGGCGACUUCCUACAUGAUUUGUGCUUUAAGCCGGCCAAUGACGCCUGUGUUGUUCAGUCAGUCACGGGGUAUUGGUGGGCCAAAGGCGGCAUCAGCAAGAAGUCAUGGAAGCAGGACCUCCGGAGCUGUGCCAAAUCCCCAGUCGACUGCCGGCCGGAGUUUGGACAACCCAUCGAGCCCGACAUGGUCCUGGGCAGCUAUGGAGACGACGUUGCGGAUGCCCCGGCGAUCACGACCACCUGGGUCGUCAGGAACGCCGAGGAGGGCACCGCAGCUUUGGCGCGGGCCAUCGAUUGGGAGAAUGCUCUUCGGGACCGACUACUCGAGGUCCAAGAAGAAGCACAGAGCCGAGGACUUCGGCUGUCGUUCACUACGGAGAUUAGCCUUGAGCAAGAGCUGAACAAGUCGACGAACACCGAUGCCAAGAUCAUCGUGGUAAGCUACGUCGUCAUGUUCAUCUACGCCUGCAUGGCUCUGGGAACGCCGUUCAAGCAUAUUUUCAGGAAUCCUGCGCUGCUUCUCGUCGAGUCCAAGGUGACGCUGGGCCUUGUGGGAAUCAUCAUCGUGUUGAUGUCCAUUACCGCGUCCAUUGGCUUCUUUUCCUGGGUCGGACUCAAAGCCACACUCAUCAUCGUGGAGGUCAUACCCUUCAUUGUCCUAGCUGUCGGUGUCGACAACAUCUUCCUUAUAGUGCACGAGCUGGAGAGAGUCAACGUCAGCUGCCCUGACCAAAUGGUCGAGGAGCGCGUUGCUCGGGCUCUCGGUCGCAUGGGCCCAUCGAUCCUCUUUUCGGCCAUGACGGAGACGGUUGCCUUUGCCCUCGGCGCGGCUGUUGGCAUGCCUGCCGUUCGAAACUUCGCCGCGUACGCCGCCGGCGCGGUUCUCGUCAAUGCCAUUCUUCAGAUGACCAUGUUCGUCUCGUUCCUCGCGCUCAACCAAAUGCGCGUAGAGGAUCACCGUUGCGAACUUUGGCCCUUCUGGCAGGUUACCAAGGCACGGGUGCACCUCAACGGUGGAGGCGGCUUCAUUCCAGGCGGCCGUGCCUCCGACUCUGACGAGGAAAGCCUGCUGCAAGUUUUCAUCAAGAACACGUACGCCCCGAGUCUCUUCGGAAAGAAGGUCAAGCUGGGGGUUGUCACAAUCUUCUUGGGCGUCUUUGCCGCUGCUUUGGCACUGCUCCCGAGGAUUCAGCUUGGUUUGGAUCAGCGUGUAGCCAUUCCGGACGGAUCGUAUCUGAUUCCGUACUUCAACGACCUGUACGACUAUAUGGAGGUCGGGCCUCCUGUUUACUUUGUGACUCGAGGCGUGGACGCAACUCACCGGACGGAACAGCAGGAGCUGUGCUCACGCUUCACCACCUGCCAGUCGCUUUCGUUGACCAACACGCUUGAGCUCGAGAGACAGCGACCUGACGUUUCCUUCAUCUCGUCACCAACGGCGAGCUGGGUUGACGACUUCUUCCUUUGGCUCAACCCAAUAUAUGAGCGCUGCUGCAUCGAGGACGGCAAGACUUGUUUUGCAGAUCGGGAGCCAGCGUGGAACACGACGCUCUCUGGCAUGCCAGAGAACCAAGAGUUUAUCCACUACCUCGAGAAAUUCCUGGCUGCACCUGCGGAUGAUGAAUGCCCACUAGGUGGCCAGGCUGCCUACAGAGACGCCGUCGUGAUCAACGAUGCGGACAAUAGCGUCAAGGCGACCAAUUUCCGCUCUGCGCACACGCCUCUCCGGAGCCAAGACGACUUCAUCAACGCCUAUUCCUCUGCUCGCCGCAUCGCGUCCGACAUCAAGGAGCGGACCGGGGCCGAUGUAUUCCCAUAUAGCGUCUUCUACAUCUUCUUCGACCAGUAUCUCAGCAUCGUCCCGCUCACAGCAGGACUUCUCUGCGCCGCGGUCGGCAUCAUAUUUGUCGUUGCUUCCCUGCUCCUGGGGUCGGUGCUGACGUCCGCCGUCGUUGCGAUUACGGUCAUCAUGAGCGUCGUCGACAUCAUGGGGGCCAUGGCGGUGUUCAACGUCUCACUGAAUGCCGUGUCACUCGUCAACCUCAUCAUCUGCGUGGGCAUAUCAGUUGAGUUCUGUGCGCACAUUGCACGCGCCUUCAUGUUUCCGUCGCGGACGGUCAUGGAGAGCAACAAUAACGCGCUCCGCGGCCGCGACGCCCGGGCCUGGACCGCCCUCGUCAACGUUGGCGGCUCCGUCUUCUCGGGCAUCACCAUCACCAAGCUGCUCGGGGUGUGCGUCCUCGCCUUUACGCGCUCCAAGAUCUUUGAGAUUUACUACUUCCGCGUGUGGCUGGCGCUGGUCGUCUUCGCGGCGCUGCACGCCCUCGUGUUCUUGCCCGUGGCGCUGAGCAUCGCGGGCGGGAGCGGCUACGUCGACCCGGAGAGCGAGGGGACGGCGGCGCAGGAUCUGACCGAUCGCAGAUGGCGGGCCAUCCGCGUCCACGACCAUAGUGACUCGGAAGACGAGUACUAG
Molecule: messenger RNA, 3819 nt
Organism: Purpureocillium takamizusanense
Lineage: Eukaryota; Fungi; Ascomycota; Sordariomycetes; Hypocreales; Ophiocordycipitaceae
Gene: NCR1
Product: niemann-Pick type C- protein 1
Exons: 2
Coding region: 1-3819 (1272 amino acids)
Cellular component (GO): membrane
Source: RefSeq, a predicted model, not a curated record